GAUUUUCUUUGUCUUCUAACCUCCUCUCUCAUUCUCUUAUACUCUUACCCUAAUCUGCACUUGUGCACUAGACAGAGAGUAACGAACUACUUCACUUUACCCUCUUCCUUCCUUCCUCUCUCUUCCUUCACUCUCUCAUUCCCCUGUCAACCUCACUCGUUUAGUGAUCCUAAAUGUCACUUGUUCCAGGCUCUAUUGCCAGGCUAUGUAGAAACGAACCAUCUACACCAUGGAUGGACAAUGACUUUACGCCAUGUUUCCACCAAAGCGUUCUUGAUGCUGGUAUCCCCCUGUUGUUCGCCAUCAGCUCUUUGGUGAUCUUUAUUGGCACCGCGAUCUACAAGCAAGCGCGCAGGAAUCAUUCAGGAGAUCACUCCGGCUAUCUUCCUAUCUCGGGUCAGGACGACACAAUUGCUGGACCAGAGGCAGAUCUGGAUGACCAGGAACAUUUAAACCAAAUCAACCCCCUCAACUCUACAGAUUCAAGCGUUCAUCUUGGCCAGGUUGCCUCUGGACGUCAUAUAUCUGGACGUGAUGCUGUCAAGACAUUAGCCUCGGCGGUUUCUCUCGCCGUCUCUGUCGUCUGGUUAAUUAGUCGAUCAAAUGAGGAUAAGGAAACUUAUCUUUACAUCGCACCGCUGAUCUCGAUGCUAGUUUGGGUAUAUGUCUUCACUCUCACAGUCAUCCACCUACUGCGCCCUCUCAACCCGUUGAUUUCCUUGACUCCUCACUUUUCGGCCUUCUUCAUCGUCAACCUACCUAUUGCAUUCUUCAGGUUCCGCACUCAGAUUAUCCACAAGACAUCUCAAAUUGAGCUGAUCUUGGCCUCGAUCUAUUUUGCAAAUGCUAUUGUCCUUGUGGUGCUCGCUCUUACAUCCAGCAAGUCUGCUCGUACUUUGGUACCCAAGCCUGGUGAACGUGUUCCCUGUCCUGAGACCUACGCUUCCAUCUCUGCUCUUGCCUUCUUCUCUUGGGCCGACCCGCUGAUUGCACUUGGAUACAAACAGGUGCUCAAUAACGAAGAUAUCUGGGACUUCCGUCUGAGCGACUAUUCUUCUGCUGUGAUUCAUCACUUCCGUCAGUCAAUUCUUGCUACUCGUAAAAACCAUGCGUUUAUUGUGCGUCUGAUCAUCAACUUUAGGAGGCGCAUCUCCGUUCAGGCAGUAUGGGCUGUUGCAUGGGGAGUCCUGACAUUCGUUGGUCCUUUUGCUUUGGAGCGUAUCCUCAAUUUUGUGGAUAAUAAGGAAAUUUCUACAGAAUGGGGAUAUAUUUAUGUCUUUGGCAUGUUUUUCGGAAUGGCUCUUGGAACAGUCGCUCAAUCUCAGAUGCUUUGGCAUGGCCGCCGUAUCUCAAUGCAGCUUCGUUCGAUUAUCGUGGGUGAGGUUUAUGCAAAAGCUCUACGCCGUAAGGAUCGUGCCGGACAGACUCAGAAGGGGGAGAAUCAUGAUUCUGACAAUGAAGACGAAGAGAAUGAAAUGUUUACCCAUGGUGCAAUCAACAAUAUGAUCUCCAAUGACACCUCGGAAAUCUCGAAUGCUAGUGCUUACCUUCAAGACUUGUAUAUCCUUCCUCUUCAAAUUGCUCUUGCCAUCACGUUCUUGUAUCGUAUCCUUGGUUGGCCUGCAUUAACGGGAGUUGUGACCAUGGCAUGCUUCAUUCCUUUCAACUUGUAUUUGACUAAUAAGGUCGAAACCAUUCAGGAUGAGCUCAUGAAAGCUACUGAUAAGCGUGCAGAGCUCAUGAACGAGCUUUUGCAAGCCAUUCGCAUCAUCAAGUUCUUCUCAUGGGAACGCAACUUUUAUGGUAAGGUUGAUAAAGCUCGUGAGCUCGAGCUGUACAAACUUCGCCUGCGCUUCACCUGGUGGAUUUUCGGCACUGCAUUGUGGUUUGGAACACCUGUCGUUGUCACCAUUACCACUUUCUUUGUCUAUACUAAAAUCGCUGGUAAUACCUUAACGUCGAGUGUCGCCUUUCCGGCUUUGGCGCUCUUUAACGUGCUCCGCGCGCCCAUGGACGCCUUUCCUGAAAUGCUGUCUCAGUGUUUGCGUGCCAAGGUCUCCGCUGCCCGUAUUGAUCGUUUCUUGGAUGAAGAAGAAGUAUUGGUCUACGCUAACGCCAAUGCCAAGCCUCGCAAAAAUUUGCCCACAGACCCUAUUAUCGGAUUCAAGAACGCCACUUUCUCGUACGCUAGCAAGGCAGAUCAAGACGCUGCUGAUGCUGCGCGCGAAGGGGGCCAGAACGUUAGUGGCCAUCAUUUCGAACUCAAAGACCUGAACCUUGAAUUCCCAGUCGGCGAAUUAUCCGUGAUUACUGGACCCACUGGAAGCGGGAAAACAUCAUUGUUGCUCUCUUUACUUGGAGAGAUCAAUCCCGUCAAGGGGCAGGCUUUUUUGCCUCGUCGUGAUUCUCAUGAUAUCAACCCUGUUACUGGACUGACAAACGGAAUUGCCUAUGUUGCCCAACAAGCAUGGCUCCAGAAUAACACUGUGCGCAACAAUAUCUUGUUUGGAACACCAUUCGAUCAGCGUCGGUAUGAUCAGGUCAUUGAGAUGUGCGCCCUUCAGCGUGACUUUGAGAUUCUGGAACAUGGUGAUCAAACUGAGAUUGGUGAGCGUGGCAUCACACUGUCAGGUGGCCAAAAGCAGCGCAUUGCCCUUGCUCGCGCUAUCUACUCGACAGCAGGCCAUAUUCUGUUAGAUGAUUGUCUAUCUGCUGUCGAUGCACACACGGCGAAAUGGCUUUUUGCUAAAUGCUUGAUGGGUCCUUUGAUGCAGGGUCGAACACGGAUCUUGGUCACCCAUGCAGUUUCCUUGACGUUACGUGGUGCUGCUCAUGUUGUUGUUCUCAAGAAUGGUGUUGUAGUCGCUAAUGGUACACCCAAUCAGGUACUUGAGGCUGGGGUUCUAGGCGAUGAGAUAUACAAUGAGGAACAAAUUAUUGAGGAUCACACUACAGAUGACCGAACAGUCGCAGGAAUCGAAGAGGUUGAAGAUGAAAUCGGUUCACAUACUCCUGUUGCCUCUUCAUCUGCCACAUUGACUGCAGCUGGAAAGAAGAGGAGCCCUAACAGUGACGACUCUUCAACAGAUUCGACCAUCCCUAUCAAGGAAAAGAAGAAGCUGAUGGAAGACGAAGAAAAAACGGAUGGUUCUGUAUCCUGGAGCGUCUACAAACUUUAUUUUGGUUCGAUGGGAGGUGUCCCAUACUGGAUUUUCCUUUUGGGAGCAUUUAUUUUUAUGCAAAUCUUCCAAGUUGCAGCUGACACUUGGCUUCGUUUCUGGGCUGGUGCCUCAGAGCGUCAAGACGAUAAUGAUCCGUACUCGAGUGCAUCUUUUGCAAUCGCCUCUACUCCUUCGUAUGCGACUUCAACAUCAAGCAUUGCCACCAAUGCCUCGAGUCUUUUGAUGUCGUUUGCCUGCCAGUACCGCGGAGACCACAACUACUUUGGCAACAACCCCAUCCGUAUCUGUCGUCAAGAAAUCUUUGACAAUCGUCAACCUAUGAGCCCAAUGAGUGCUUUGAGUUAUCAGACUUCUGACUCUUCAACUGAAUUCUCAACGCUCGCAUACAAGCCCUCCAAGGAGCUCGGUGACCUGAACUAUUACCUAGGAAUUUAUGCCUUACUUUCGGCUUUGUAUAUUGUCACGAUCAUGUGCCGCCAAGCCGUUCAGUACAAAGGAUCAUUGGAUGCUUCAAGGUCGAUUCAUCGCCGGCUUCUGUCGCAGAUUUUGAACUCACCUGUCCGUUUCUUCGACACGACUCCUUUGGGUCGCAUCAUGAACCGAUUUACCAAGGAUAUUGAGACCGUGGAUCAGGAAGUCGCCCCAAUCGCCUCUAACUUGAUGUUUGAUCUCCUGGGGACACUGACUGUUGUCAUUGUCAUUACCUAUGUGACACCUCAGUUCUUGUUCCCUGCAUUCUUGAUCUCAAUCUUGUUUGUAAUCAUGGCCACUCUAUAUCUUCGUUCAUCACGCGAAUUGAAGCGCAUUGAAUCCAUCACAAAAUCUCCUAUUUUCUCUCAUUUUGGCGAGUCUCUCUCAGGAGUUGCUACGAUCCGUGCCUAUGGUCAAGAGAAGCGCUUUCAGCAUGAGAAUCUCGAGCUGCUGGAUGACCACAACCGUCCUUUCUUCUAUCUCUGGGUCUGUAACCGUUGGCUCUCCAUCCGCGUAGACAUUCUUAGCGCCCUGGUCUCAUUCUUUGCAGGGCUUUUGAUCGUCGUCAACCGCGAUAACCUCGACCCUGGCGCUGCUGGUCUCUCCCUCACAUAUUCACUUACCUUCACUGACCAUGUUCUCUGGUUAGUUCGUUUGUAUUCUAAUAAUGAAAUGAACAUGAACUCUGUGGAGCGUGUGCGUGAAUACAUGGACUUGCCCCAAGAGCCUCCAGCUAUCAUUGAGGGCUCACGUCCUCCGCCAGGAUGGCCUAACAAUGGUGAGAUCAUGGUCGAGAAUUUGGUAAUGCAAUACUCUCCUGAUGAUCCACCUGUCAUUCGCGAUGUCUCUUUCCAUGUAAACCCGAGAGAAAAGGUCGGCAUUGUUGGGCGGACUGGUGCAGGAAAGUCAACAUUGGCGGUUGCAUUCUUCCGUUUCAUGGAGAUGACAUCAGGCAAGAUCACUGUAGAUGGUAUCGAUAUCUCUACACUCGGUGUCCACGACCUCAGAUCAUCCUUGACUAUUAUUCCUCAGGAUCCUGUCUUAUUUAUUGGAACAAUUCGUACAAAUCUGGAUCCAUUUAACGAGCACGACGAUGCAGCGCUCUGGGCCACAUUGAAGCGUGUACACUUGGUCUCAGAGGAUGGUACGGCGCCCAACACCUUUGGUAAUUUAGACAGCGAGGUUCAUGAGAACGGCAAUAACUUUUCACAAGGCCAGCGUCAGUUGAUUGGUUUGGCACGUGCAUUGCUGAAGCAGAGUAAGAUCAUCAUCUUGGAUGAGGCUACGGCCUCUGUGGAUCAUGAGACGGAUGCGCGUAUCCAGGCCACCAUCCGUGAAGAAUUUAAAGGGUCGACUCUUUUAACGAUUGCACAUCGGUUGAGGACUAUCAUUGACUUUGACAAGGUCCUAGUUAUGGAUCAUGGUCAAGUUGUACAGUUCGAUACACCCUGGAACUUGAUUCGUGACGAGGGUAUUUUCCGAGGCAUGUGUCAGCGCUCAGGCGAAUUCGAUCUCCUUGUUGAAAUGGCAGUGACAGCAGAAAAGAGGGCCAACAACAACAGGUCAUAGGGGAAAAUAGACACCAGUGUACUUGUCAUUAGCAUUCAUAACAUAUAAUUCUGCAUUGUUAAAAUAUUGAUCAUUG
Lobosporangium transversale is the source of this 5298-nucleotide messenger RNA. RefSeq lists its product as hypothetical. Gene Ontology annotation, cellular component: fungal-type vacuole; fungal-type vacuole membrane. The coding region runs from base 174 to 5222 and encodes 1682 amino acids. The record is from RefSeq and is a predicted model, not a curated record. Gene Ontology annotation, biological process: transmembrane transport. Lineage: Eukaryota; Fungi; Mortierellomycota; Mortierellomycetes; Mortierellales; Mortierellaceae. Gene Ontology annotation, molecular function: ATP binding; ABC-type peptide transporter activity; ATP hydrolysis activity. The transcript has 5 exons.